AUGACACAGCAGGUCAGCGGCUCACCGUUCUUCAAGCCCUUCUUCCUGAAGACGCCUGUCAGUCUCCUGCGACAGAGACGACACACACUCCCCGCCAGCGAGUUCAGAAACCUCACGCCACAAGAUGCCAUCAGUGUGUUUGAGAUAGAGAGAGAAGCAUUUGUCUCUGUGUCUGGAGAGUGUCCGCUUACCCUGGAUGAAGUGCUUAACUUCCUGGGUCAGUGCCCUGAGCUGUCGCUGGGUUGGUUUGAGGAGGGACAACUGGUAGCUUUCAUCAUCGGCUCUGGCUGGGGCAAGGAGAGGCUUUCACAGGAGGCGAUGACUCAGCAUGUCCCAGACACCCCUGCUGUGCACAUCCAUGUGCUGUCGGUGCACCGUCACUGUCGACAGCAAGGAAAGGGCUCCAUCCUCUUGUGGCGCUACCUGCAGUACCUGCACUGUAUACCAGGCCUCCGCCGAGCUCUACUGAUUUGCGAGGAAUUCCUGGUGCCCUUCUACCAAAAGGCCGGAUUCAAGGAGAAAGGGCCAUCAGCCAUCUCCAUAUCCAACAUGCAAUUCCAAGAGAUGGAGUACACGCUCGGUGGUCAGGCGUACACAAGGCGAAACAGCGGCUGCUAG
Acanthopagrus latus (yellowfin seabream) is the source of this 618-nucleotide messenger RNA. RefSeq names its product arylalkylamine N-acetyltransferase 2 (gene aanat2). NCBI's taxonomy places the organism in Eukaryota, Metazoa, Chordata, Actinopteri, Spariformes, Sparidae. Gene Ontology annotation, cellular component: cytoplasm. The record is from RefSeq and is a predicted model, not a curated record. The transcript is spliced from 3 exons. The coding region runs from base 1 to 618 and encodes 205 amino acids. Gene Ontology annotation, molecular function: aralkylamine N-acetyltransferase activity. Gene Ontology annotation, biological process: circadian rhythm; response to light stimulus.